Molecule: messenger RNA, 5619 nt
Organism: Neoarius graeffei (lesser salmon catfish)
Lineage: Eukaryota; Metazoa; Chordata; Actinopteri; Siluriformes; Ariidae
Gene: desi1b
Product: desumoylating isopeptidase 1b
Exons: 6
Coding region: 378-872 (164 amino acids)
Biological process (GO): protein modification by small protein removal
Molecular function (GO): peptidase activity
Source: RefSeq, a predicted model, not a curated record
AUCGACGAGUAAAUAGAAACCGGAAUGUAACCGAAUCACUGCAGAAAUAUUUACCUUAGAUUAGACUGACCUUUCAGAAACUUGUACCAGCUAAAAAGAGCAGCAUUUUUUUUAAUACAAAUGUGUUAGACACGUCAAUACAUAGGACCACUGCAUGAAAAGUCCUGUUUACAAACUUUUGCGUUUUAUAUCGCCACCUGUCGCUGUGGAGUAUAAACGAGACGGUUUUUGUUUCCUGAUGUAAAUAGCACAGUCAUCCGCUUUAUGUUCCUGUCGUCUUAAACUUUUAAAUCGGAGGAUAACCUCAAACAAAAUCCGGCGGAACGUCUCACUGUAGUCUUAUCCCGUUUUUAUUGCUUUAAAAGUCGCACUGAGUGAUGGAGGAUCAGACCUACAGUGUGAAGCUCUAUAUUUAUGACCUGUCAAAGGGACUUGCUCGCCAGCUCAGUCCUCUGCUGUUAGGAAAACAACUGGAAGGAGUUUGGCACACAUCAGUAGUAAUCCAUGGAGCGGAGUAUUUCUUUGGGGGACAGGGUAUAACAAACUGCCCACCGGGUGCUACACUGUUGGGAGAGCCAGAUGCCAUAGUGGAUUUGGGAAACACAGAAGUUCCUAAGGACAUAUUUACAGAAUAUAUCUCAUCCCUGCACGAGUCAACAUACAGACCAGAGACGUAUCACCUUUUCGAACACAACUGUAACACCUUCAGUAGCGAAAUGGCCCAAUUUUUAACAGGAAGAAAAAUUCCAUCAUAUAUUACCGACCUGCCGUCUGAUGUGCUUUCCACGCCUUUUGGACAAACACUGCGUCCUCUGAUUGAAUCUGUCAGCAUUGCUCCACCUACAGACAACUCUUUCAAUGGACAAAGGUAGACUGUGUUGUAAAGAACAGUGUCAUGUUAAAGGAAUGGUUCAGGCACAAAUUAAGUUUAAUUCAGAAAUGAAGGUUUCACAAAGGUCAGUAUCACCAAAGCAAUUUCCUUGUACUUGGCAAUAAACUUGAUUCGUAUUCUGAUGAUAGCCAUAUAUACAGUACUGUACAAAAGUCUUAGGCACGUAUAAAGAAAUGCUGUAGACCAAAAAUGGUCUACAGCAAAUAAUGAAAUGAAAUGUUUCAACAUUAAAAAAAAUACUAUAAACAGCAGUAAGCCAUAAUAAACGAAACAAACUCAGUAUUUGGUGUGAGACGACCCUCUGCUUUAAAAUAUAGUUGUCUCGGGUACAGUGAGUGCAGUUUUAUAAGGAAAUGAGCUGUGGGUUUUACUGGGCAUCUUGCAGAAGCAGCCACCAUUCUUCUGGACACUUUGUCACACUUGCUUCUUAAUUUUGCAGCAAAACCCAGUAGCCUUCAUUAUGUUUUCUUUUUUUAAUCUGCAUAGUGGUCUCUUAUGUACUAUGCUGCUCAGAUACAAACACUUUUUUUUUUUUUUUUCUGUAACAUUUAAUUUUGUGCUGGAAAACAAACGUUUGGAACUCUAAAAUGUUUUUUGUACUGACUCAAUAAUGUAGAAGUCAUAAAAUAGAAAUCUAUAACAAAGAUUUGUAUGAAAAACAAUAGGGUGCCUGAGACUUUUGCACAGUACUGUGUGUGUAUAUAUAGCGCCCUCCACAAUUAUUGGCACCCCUGGUUAAGAUGUGUUAAAAGCCUUAAAAUAAAUUAAAUUUUUAUUGCAGAAGCAUAAUCUCACACUGAAAAAUGUAGCCCUUAACUCAAGUGAAUUUAAAAAAAAUCCCUGACUAAGAAAUAAUUAUUUUUCAUAAAAUCACCUGUUCCACAAUUAUUGGCACCCAUAACAAUUCCUAGAAAAUAAAUGUAAUUGAAACAUUUCUGUCAUUUCUACUGUAGUUUAUAAAGUUGAUCAGAGUAUCUAGGAACCUUUAAUUAGUAAUUCAUCAUGUCCUGUUUCCCUGGGGUAUAAAUAUGAUGUGACACAGAGGCCUAUUUCUCUUAUCCACGCUUCAACAUGGGAAAGGCAAGAGAACACACCAUUCAAGUAAGGCAGAUGUGUGUCGACCUUCAUAAGUCAGGCAAUGGCUACAAGAAAAUAGCCACCUACCUACACCUGCCCAAAUCUACAGUCAGAGGAAUCAUCAAGAAGUUUAAAACAACUGGAACAGUGGCAAACAAGCCUGGACGAGGAUGUAAGUUUGUCUUGCCACCACGCACAGUGAGGAGGAUGGUAAGAGAAGUAAAAAGUUCUCCAAAGCUCACUGUUAGAGAAUCGCAUCAAAGAGUAGCAUCUUGGGGUCACAAAGUCUCCAUAACAACCAUCAGGCGCUAUCUACAUGCCAACAAGCUGCUUGGGAGGCAUGCACGGAAAAAGCCUUUUCUCACUUGCAAGCAUAAACGUAAACAUCUGGAGUUCGCUAAGCAGUACUGGGACUUCAACUGGGACCGUGUGCUUUGGUCAGAUGAGACCAAGAUAGAGCUUUUUGGCAACAAACACUCUAAUACAUCACAAAAGAUGAGUAUGUGGAAAAGCACCUCAUGCCCACUGUGAAGUAUGGGGGAGGAUCGGUGAUGCUGUGGGCCUGUUUCUCUUCCAAAGGCCCCGGGAACCUUGUUAGGGUGCAUGGCAUCAUGAACUCUUUGAAAUACCAGGACAUUUUAAAUCAAAAUCUGGUGGCCUUUGCCCGAAAGCUGAAGAUGGGUCAUCACUGGGUCUUUCAGCAAGAUAAUGACCCUAAACACACGGCCAAAUCUACACAAAAAUGGUUCACCAGACACAAAAUCAAGCUCCUCCCAUGGCCAUCUCAGUCCCCAAACCUCAACCCAAUUGAAAACCUGUGGGGUGAGCUGAAGAGGAGAGUGCAUAGGAGAGGACUCUGGAUGAUUUAGAGAGAUUGUGCAAAGAGGAAUGGUCGAAUAUCCCUCUCUCUGUAUUCUCCCAUCUUGUGAAAUGUUAUAGGAGAAUAUUAAGUGCUGUCUUGUUGGCAAAAGGGAGUUGUACAAAGUAUUAACAUCAGGGGUGCCAAUAAUUGUGGCACACAUGAUUUCAUGUAAAAUAAUUUUUUCUUCAUGUGGGAUUUUUUUUCCUACUGAAUAAAUGCACUUGAAUUAAAGGUUGGAUUUUUCUUUUUUUUGCAUUGUUGUCCUAUGUUAUUAUUAUUUUUUUUUUUUAAAUGAAUUUAUUAGAAGCCUAAGAACAUAUCUUAACAAGGGCUGCCAAUAAUUGUGGAGGGCGCUGUAUAUAUGUCAGCCAAUAUAUGCUUUCUGGCACUACAGGCUAAUUUAGCUAACAAAUAAGGGAAGCUUAGACUGGCAGCUAUAUCUGAUUGCGCUGUCGUCACACAUUUGUCUCAGAAUACAUGUAAACCAACAGACCAAGUCUCUUAAACAACACGUAAACACAUGACCAAAUGAGUUUUUAAGGCCUGUUAAACACACUGUCUAGAAAGGUGAAGUUAUCUGAUGAAUAAAUAGUUUGCUGCAAUGCAUCAGAAUCUACAUAUAGAUAAGCGUCUUAAGAUGGCCCAUAAAUGUAGCAUUCCGAAUUUAAAACAAAGUGAAACACUCUCCUCAAGAUCUUGAUUUUUGUAGACACUGACCCAUAGUCAUGAACCAUUAGCUUGCAACUGGAUCUAUAAACAAGCGGUGUGGAAAAAUCUCUGACUGCAGUGAUUUUACUUUUCAUUGAAAUAUAACAAGAAACUAUUAUUGUGUAAUUUUGUUUAAUGCUUAAAUAUACUAUAAUGUUCAUAUGCAUAAUGAUUAUAUAAUACUUAAAUCUUCUGCUGUUGUAUAUGUUGAGGCUGGUGCUCAUUCUUGACAAAUAAUGGAUUCUUCCUGGCUGCCAAAGUCUGCUUUUGUGUUGACUUGACUUUUAUCCGAUCUGCAAUAACAUCUGAAAGUCACACGAGCUUGCGCAAAUCAGUACAAAAAUACAUGGUGAGGAAGUGAUACUGAAUUUAUGGCUGCUAUUGCUGUUUUAAACUAUGCAUCACACUUUAGUAUAUUUUUACUGUACUGUAUGACACUUUACUGGUAUGGCACUGUGUGUCAUCCAGUGUCUGAAUCCAAAAGAAAGACUCUUUAUUAUUACUUAAUAUCUUGUCAUGAAUGACAUGCAGUUUGUGUGAUGCUGAAUUGGAGGCUUCCUUUACUUGUUCGCGACAUUAGUCUAAUAUCUCAAAUUUAGAUGCCAAACAUAUGCUCAACUACAGUUAGGGAAAUAAAAAAAUUUUCUCCCAUCUAUCACUUUAAGACAUUGGCUUAAGAUGGAGAGAUAGACAGAAAGAAAGAGAAGAGAGAAUUUUUAUUGGUCUCGAGGGAAAUUGCAGCAUUACAGUAGUGGUAAUAAACAUUAAUGAAAACUUGAUCAGUAAAAUGGUGUGUGAAAAAAUUCUCAGUAAUGAAGCUUCAGAAUAAUAUAUGGAGUAAUAUAUAGUUUUGAGUAAUAUAUUGCAAAAUGUUUUGGCCUUCCAGACACAGUUGUGCUGUUUUUAUUAAGAACCUGUCACAUCAGUUAUUGAAACAAAAAAUAGGAAAUAACAAACACAUACAGCUAAUAGAAUAUUUCAUGAAAUUAAUAACCUAUUAAUUAAAAAUAAAUCAAUUAGCCUUAAAUGUCUGGAGAAUGUGCGAUAUGCAAAAUGGGACUACAUUCAUAUCAAUACCAAAUAUCACAAAAUACAAAUGGGAACAUAUUUACAAUCUUCUUUGUAAGUGGUAAAGUAUAGGAUGUAUUAUCCUAUGGGUUGUACAGGAUAUGUCCGAGAGGCAGUAUUUUACUCAAUGUUCUCUUGCCAACCUCAUAUUCAUUUCUCAUACACUUGUUGUUGUAUGGCACAUGUACUAAUGAGUUCAGCUGAUUUAUUGUAUCUUUUCCACUUUUUUUUUUUGCCAUUAUUUGUCAUGGAACCAUUUCUGCCUGUUUAAUCCAUGAAAAUUAGAUUGUUUGUUUUAUUGAUUAACUCAUUUUUUGUAACUUCGUAUGAAAAGUCUAUAAGUGUUCUGUCAUAAGUACUGACAUUUGGGUCAUAAGGUUGAUCUUCAGAUAAAUCAAAUAGUUUGUAGGUUAAGCUAAAAGGGUUUUUCCUAAUCUAUGUGAUGACAGAAUACAGAGAAUACAUCUUUUACCUUCAGAUUUUACCUCCAUAUUGAUGUCAGUAUGUCUGUGUGUAUACUUAAUGACUUCUCUGCUUAUUAUAUACUUGAAAUUACUUUUGUUGACCUAAUAUUAACCGAUUUAUUGGUGACCUUGCUUGUCGGAUUGGUGGAAUAAUUUUGUACCUCAAAUACUAAAGCAUGACUGUAUAUUUUGAUCUUUAGUAAUUAAUGGGAAGCAAAAUGUUACUUUACUGCAAUGCAAAUUUGUUUCUGUUCAACACCGUGAUCUUCCUUGAACAAAAGGUGAAUUUGAGGAGGUGUAAAGUACCUCUGGUUGUGAUGCUGUUUAUCUGUUGGAAAGACUUGAAUAAUUGUAGUGUAGCAAUGAAAGUGUCCACUAAGUGGCAGAAGUACUGCACAGUUUUGAGGUAAACCAAGCCAAGCAGUCAUCAGCAUUCAUGUAUAUUAAAUAUAUUUAAGUUCCACUAUAUUGAAUAUUAUUAUAAUGUGAUUGUAUAAUGUCUGCUGUAACCUGUAAUAAACAUUUGCUCAUACUUGUUUCCUAUAAAA